GUGCGGGAGAACGCCCGCAAGCACACAGCCCGUGUCCGACGUCCGCGUGACGAUCGGUUAUCGUUGUUGACGUUCGGCGCGCCGCAACGGGCCAGUCGCUCGUCGUCGCGCUCCGCAACAGGUGCCUAUCGCCGCGGUGCACUGCGAGCUUCCGGUGCCGCGCGCUCGAGACGGUCAAACGUUUCGACGAUCGAUUCGACGCCGCGCAACGCAUUCACCGCGGGACGUCAGCUCGCCAGUUGCACGCAAAACGCGCAUUACGGUUCAUCGAUCGCGCGCGCCCGUCGUCCGAUCACCGUCGUCCGGAUCUCGCGGGAUCGCGUCUCCGGUAUCUUUAAAUGACCAUUACUAAUGAAAGUAUUGAACCUCAAAAACAUAAAUGUGAAAACAUGGAGUUGAGUGAUAAUUCAAGAUCUCAAUAUACAAUAGGCAGCAAUGACUUUAUACUUGUAGACGAGAUCGGAGAAAAGCCAAAGAAAAAUAUGAAAGAAAAAUUUCAAGAGUUUUCUACGUUUUUGAAUAGUAACUCGAAAACCAUGUUCACGUACAAAACAAUCGCCAAAAGACUGCCAAUCUUGCAAUGGUGGCCAAAUUACACAUCUGAAGACUGCAUCGGAGACCUUUUGGCGGGAAUCACGGUCGGCCUGACGCUCAUACCUCAAUCGAUGGCCUAUUCUGCACUGGCUGGUCUGCCACCGCAACAAGGUCUUUACGGUUCGUUUAUCGGCAGUCUGAUGUACGUUUUCCUCGGGACCUGCAAAGAAGUACCGAUGGGACCAACAGCCAUCGUAUCGCUAAUGACGUACAACACCCUCCACGGACUCGGGCCUGUGUACGGCACUCUGCUGUGUUUCCUGACCGGAAUCAUACAGCUGUUCAUGGGCGUUGUGGGACUAGGCUUCUUGAUCGAUUUCAUUUCCGGGCCGGUCAACUCGGGGUUCACAUCGGCCGUCGCCAUACUCAUCGUCACGUCACAGAUAAAAGACUUGAUCGGCAUCAAAGCUGCGGGAACCACCAUGUCCGAUAUGAUCAUGUCGAUAUCCAAAGACAUAUGCAAUUUUAAACUAGGUGACACGUUGUUCGGACUAAUUUGCAUCAUUGUGAUCCUAUUGUUAAGAAGAAUAGCUCUGUGCCAAAUCGGACCGAAAGACAAUAAUUUACGUACCAAAUUUCAAAAAUGCAUGAACAGAUUUAUGUGGUUGAUUGGUACGUUCAGAAACUCAAUAGUUGUGAUCGUGGGCAGUUAUGUGAGUUAUUUAUACAUAAGUUCAGAGGGACACGACGUGACCUCUGACGACAUACCACCGAUACCAUUCAAAGUAGUCGGUAAGAUUCCAUCAGGUUUACCAGCAUUUGGUCUCCCACAGUUCAGUGUUACAUAUGAUAAUGGCACCACUACGGAAUUCUUCGAAAUGGUCUCGAAAAUAGGUUCUGGAGUUAUAGUUUUACCAAUAAUAGGGUUAAUAGAAACUAUUUCCAUAUGCAAAACAUUCGCCGACGGAAAACCUGUUGAUGCUACACAGGAGUUAUUGGCAACUGGCUUAUGCAAUAUCGGCAAUUCGUUUUUUCAUGCAUACCCUGGUUCGGGUUCUUUUUCAAGAAGUGCCGUGACUGCUGCUAGCGGAGUACGGACUCCAAUGGAAGGGUUGUACGCAGGCGUAUUGGUAAUCAUAGCUUUAUUGUUUUGUACGCCCUAUUUGUACUACAUACCAAAAUCGUCUCUCGCAGCGAUCAUUAUUGCUGCAGUGAUAUUCAUGGUCGAAGUGCGAGUGGUUAGACCAAUUUAUAGAUCAAAAAAAAGCGACCUUAUACCAGGCCUGGCGACGUUUUUCGCUUGUUUGGUUCUACCUCUAGAGAUAGGAGUUCUAAUAGGCAUCGGAUUGAAUUUAGUUUCGAUUUUGUACCACGCGGCUAGACCAAAACUGUUGAUCGAAGUUCACAAGACUCGUGAUGGUAUAAACUAUUUGAUGGUCACGCCCGACAGAUGCUUGGUUUUCCCAUCCGUCGAUUACGUGAGAAAUUUAGUUAUGAAGCAUAGCUUAAAACGAGAACUGCCCGUGGUCAUCGACUGUUCGCAUAUUUAUGGUGCGGACUUCACCGCGGCAAAGGUUAUCGAGAUGUUAACACAAGACUUUUCGAAAAGAGGUCAAGCUUUGUUUUUUUUUAAUUUAAAACCUAGCGUGGUGGCUGUUUUCGAAGGGGUUCAACCAAAAGGAUUCAUCACAUUUUAUCAUAGACAUGAUUUAGAUCACUUAUUCCAAAGAUGGAAAGAACAACGUCGACAAAUCGAAGACCAACAAGCUGAUUGAUCAACAAAGCUAGAAAACUAUAUUCAUUAAUUAUGUAUUAAACACUUAUAAGUAGAAAGAUCUUAUAAAAAUAAUAUUUAUAACUCAAAUAAU
Molecule: messenger RNA, 2402 nt
Organism: Sipha flava (yellow sugarcane aphid)
Lineage: Eukaryota; Metazoa; Arthropoda; Insecta; Hemiptera; Aphididae
Product: sodium-independent sulfate anion transporter-like
Exons: 13
Coding region: 339-2309 (656 amino acids)
Biological process (GO): transmembrane transport
Cellular component (GO): membrane
Molecular function (GO): sulfate transmembrane transporter activity
Source: RefSeq, a predicted model, not a curated record